Penicillium brevicompactum is the source of this 954-nucleotide messenger RNA. RefSeq lists its product as uncharacterized. The record is from RefSeq and is a predicted model, not a curated record. Bases 1 to 954 code for a protein of 317 amino acids. NCBI's taxonomy places the organism in Eukaryota, Fungi, Ascomycota, Eurotiomycetes, Eurotiales, Aspergillaceae. Gene Ontology annotation, molecular function: acetyltransferase activity. The transcript is spliced from 2 exons.
AUGGAUCAGAAAUUAGAUUCGGCCUAUACACAGGCGCAAUUGACCAAAUACCUCAGCUACAUCGCCCUUCCAAGCAAAUACGAGACCGCACCCGAAUCGUUCCCCAAAACAGAAGAAGCCCUGAAAGACCUCUUUCGUUGUCAAAUCACUCGAUUUCCAUACGACAAUUUAACAUGUCAUUACUCCUCGACUCAGCUGGCCGAGAUCGAACCCAAGCAAAUCUACACCAAGCUCAUGGGAUGUGACGCAACAGCCCCAUCAUGCCGAGGAGGCUACUGUCUCGAAGUGAGCAUAUUCUUCCACCAUAUUCUACGGGGUCUUGGAUUCUCAGUGUACAUGACCGGCGUACGUAACCGGCUGCGCAAAGAUGGGAUACCGCAAGGAGAGUAUUUUGGAUGGACUCACAUCGUCAACAUUGUCCGACUGCCGAAUAGGCAAGAGUUUCAUGUAGAUGCGGCGUUUGGUGGCGACGGUCCUACCAGUCCCCUACCUCUAGUUUCGGGAAAGAUCACGCAGAAUCUGGGUGCUCAGGAAGUUCGACUGGUAUAUGAUAUCAUGCCGAAGCAAACGAGACCAGAGCAGAAAGUUUGGAUAUAUCAGUAUCGAAACGGGGUGGAGAAGCCGUGGAAUUCGUUCUAUGCGUUUGCGGAAUUGGAGUUCUUCCAGGAGGAUUUCGAGGUGAUUAAUCGGUUCACGAGUUGGGACGCGGUGCAGAAGAAGAGUUUCAUUCUGGUGAAGUUUAUUCGCAAUGGGGAGACAGAUGGGCUGCCGUUGUUAGAGGGGGAGGUGGAGCAGAAGGGGGAGGGUGUGUUUGUUGUUGGAAAGAUUAUGAUGGUGAAUGAUGAGAUCAAGUUGAAUAUGGGUGGAAGAACGAGGGUGAUCGAUUCAUACACGACAGAUGAGGGGAGGUUUGCGGCAUUGAAGAAGUGGUUCUCGAUUAGUUCCUGCUACUAG